Molecule: messenger RNA, 473 nt
Organism: Rangifer tarandus platyrhynchus (Svalbard reindeer)
Lineage: Eukaryota; Metazoa; Chordata; Mammalia; Artiodactyla; Cervidae
Source: the annotation of a GenBank genome assembly
CAGCAACAGCAGCAGCAACAGCAGCAGCAACAGCAGCAGCAACAGCAGCAGCAACAGCAGCAGCAACAGCAGCAGCAACAGCAGCAGCAACAGCAGCAGCAACAGAAGCAGCAACAGCAGCAGCAACAGCAGCAGCAACAAGCAGCAGCAACAGAAGCAGCAACAGCAGCAGCAACAGCAGCAGCAACAGCAGCAGCAACAGCAGCAGCAACAGCAGCAGCAACAGCAGCAGCAAUAGCAGCAGCAGAAGGGCAAGAGCGAUAUGCAGAAAUAAUACCAACAGCAGCACGACCUAAUAACAGCAAUAAUAAUAAUAAUAGUAGUAAUGGUAAUAAUAAUUAUAGUAAGACUGAUAAUACUAACAGUAAUAAUGAAAGUAAUAAGACUAGGAAUAUUAAUAGGCGUGAUAAUAAUAAUAAUAAUAAUAAUAACAAUAAUAAUAAUAAUAGCAGUAGUAAUAAAAAGGUGAAACU